AUGGCAGUAACGGCAGGUUUCCCUACUCUGACAGUUGGUUGCUUGCGUAGAUAUAGCCCUCGCACGCUCAGACCAUUCCUUGGUUGUCAUAGCAGGCUCUAUUCGCCAUCGCUCCGCCGCUCGAUAUCAUCCUACCUCACGAGUCCGAGGGAGCUGCACAAUGCCAUUAAGACAAGUCCAUCGUCGGCCACCUCACUCGAACCACGGGUUAUUCCCUUGUGCGUCUCCUGGUUUCCAGACAAUGACCAGGAGAGUCGCACCGGUAUCCAGACAUUCUGCCAGAAACGGAUCCAAGAAGCUCGCUUUUUCGACCUCGACAUUGUUAUCGACACGGAGUCUCCGUUUCCUCGUCUCCUACCCAGCGCUCUAGGCCUCGCGAGCUCAAUGAGCGGGCUGGGCAUUCGCAAAGAGGACAUUCUGGUAGUCUACGAUACAAGCGAAUUAGGUAUCUUCUCGGCACCACGGGUAGGAUGGAUGUUGAAGGUUUUUGGCCAUCCGAAGGUGCACAUCCUCAAUAAUUUCCGGCUGUGGGUGGAACAGGGCCUUCCGACAGAACAAGGGGAGAUACCUAGCUUCAAGCGUUGCAUCUACCCGGUUCCCACGAUAGAUGAGGGGAAGAUUGCUACCUAUGAGGAAGUUCUCGAAGCAGUCAUGGACCAUAAUAAAGAGGGUAGAGAGGGCAUACAGGUUUUGGAUUCACGAUCGAGCGACGACUUCAGCGGAAAGUAUCCGGGGCCACGGCCAGACUCACUCUCAGGACACAUGCCCGGUUCGAUAAAUAUCCCAUACGACCUAGUGCUGGAUACGGAAACGAAGGCAUUCUUACCAUCUGAUCAACUUGCGAAACUGUUCAAAGCGAAAGGAGUUGACCCUCUCAAGCCGAUUAUCUCAAGUGGGACAAGCAUCACAGCGUAUGUGAUUGAGACAGCGCUACAUGAGGCACAAUGGGGCUCUUCCGAUUCACUGAAUGGACGCAAAGAGUACGGGCAUCGGACUAUUUGGUUCGGAAGACGAAUCCUUAACGAACAAACACAGGUUCUUUUACAUAUCUUUGGCAUGUUCAGGGACCCAAUGCCGUCACGGCUAGGGUUCCGUCGAGUUUUUGACAACCAUCGGUUCUGCCGGAUUAUCUUUGACCGUCUUGAGCCUCUUGAGCACCCGACUGUUCAUAUAGAUAAAAGUGACCUUGUCAGUGCUAAGCGGACUAAGCUGAUUCCGAAGCUUACAAUGAAGACCCAAAGUAUCCCCACGCGCUUAGGAUGUAAUAGUGAGAAGGCGUAUGAGGAGUCUUCGGCUGUUCUCGAUAGAUCCGCGAGGUUGGGCCAAAGAGAGCACGUUCGCGAGCACGGAAUCGACAAAACUCCCCAAAGAGCUGAAGCGAUGUGCUCUCUCCAGAGUGUCAAGCCCAAGCCUUGGGCUGCCGUCAGAUCAGAUUAA
Molecule: messenger RNA, 1437 nt
Organism: Fusarium redolens
Lineage: Eukaryota; Fungi; Ascomycota; Sordariomycetes; Hypocreales; Nectriaceae
Product: Rhodanese-like domain-containing protein
Exons: 6
Coding region: 1-1437 (478 amino acids)
Biological process (GO): transsulfuration
Cellular component (GO): mitochondrion
Molecular function (GO): thiosulfate-cyanide sulfurtransferase activity
Source: RefSeq, a predicted model, not a curated record